AUCUUCCUACAGGAUUACAGUGACUGAGUGACCGAGUAUACUCUGAUUGCACGUUCAGGUUUGUUUUUCCUGGUACUGCUAUUACGGCUUGUUAGACCUUAAAAUCAAGAGAUGGAAGGCCAGCAGUAAGUCUUGGGGUGACUCAUUUCAGGGCCCUGCUCUCUGCAUUAGGUGCCUGUUUUAAUCCAUGGAUAAAUUUGGGAAGAUGUGGAACAGCUUAAAGUACAAGUGCCAGAAUUUCUUUAGCCAUGAAGGUGAAAACAGAAGUGAAGAUGUUGAUGUUGGUACAAAUAGUUGUAGUCCUGCUAAAGAUAAAAGCACUAGUCCCUCUGAUCAAUCACAUCAUGUGUAUAAACCCUUGAGAAACAAUGUCAGUUUAGCUGUAAACCCUUCACAAAAUUCAGUGAGAAGGCGGAAUCAUAACUGCGUUUCCAACACCCCACAGAUUGUUGAAGUAUCUUUAGAUAAAGAAAGUGAAGAUUUUUGUAGCACUACAGGGUCUAGACUUGUACGAAGGGACUCUUAUUCUCGACAUGCUCCAUGGGGUGGUAAGAAAAAGCACUCCUGCUCUACAAAACUACAGAGCUCAUUGGACUCAGACAGAUGGCUUACCAGAACAAGAAGUGGGUUACAAAGAAGAGAAAGGAGAUAUGGUGUCAGCUCAGUUCAUGAUAUGGAUAACAUGUCCACCAGGACUGCUGUAGCAGGGCAUUCUGUACGACAACGUUUACAAGAUACUAUUGGGCUUUGUUUCCCAAUUCGAACUUAUAAUAGACAUGCAAGGUCUUUCGUUUCAAAUAAAAGAAAGAUCCACUUGUCUGAACUGAUGCUUGAAAAAUGUCCUUUUCCUGCUGGAUCAGAUCUGGCUCAAAAAUGGCACUUGAUUAAACAGCAUACAGCUCCAGUGAGCCCACAUUCAACUUUUUUUGAUACAUUUGAUCCUUCCUUCGUUUCUACAGAAGAUGAAGAAGACCGACUCCGGGAGAGACGAAGGCUUAGUAUUGAAGAAGGGGUUGAUCCCCCCCCUCAUGCUCAAAUACAUACAUUUGAGGCAACUGCACAGGUUAAUCCGUUGUACAAACUGGGACCAAAGUUAGCUCCUGGGAUGAGUGAACUCUCUGGAGACAGCCGUACUCUGUCCUUAAGUGACUGUGACCCUGAGGAGGACACAACAACACUCUGUUUGCAGUCACGUAGGCAGAAACAGCGCCAGGUAUCUGGAGACAGUAAUGCAAACUUCAGCCGACAAGGGCCUUGGAAAGUUCACACUCAGAUUGACUACAUUCACUGUUUAGUACCUGAUCUGCUUCAAAUCACAGUUAAUCCCUGUUACUGGGGUGUAAUGGACCGUUAUGAAGCAGAGGCUCUUUUAGAGGGCAAACCUGAGGGUACUUUUUUGCUCAGGGAUUCUGCUCAGGAGGACUACCUUUUUUCUGUGAGCUUCCGUCGUUAUAAUCGAUCCUUGCAUGCACGUAUAGAGCAGUGGAAUCAUAAUUUUAGCUUUGAUGCUCAUGACCCUUGUGUGUUCCACUCCUCCACAGUUACAAAGCUUUUAGAACAUUAUAAAGACCCCAGCUCCUGCAUGUUUUUUGAACCUUUGCUAACAGUACCCCUUAACAGGACUUUCCCUUUUAGUCUACAGCAUAACUGCCGGGCAGUAAUAUGUAGCUGUACCACAUAUGAUGGAAUAGAUGCACUUCCACUGCCAACCCUACUGCAGGAGUUCCUAAAGGAGUAUCAUUAUAAACAGAAAGUUAGGGUCCGGUGGUUGGAACGGGAAACACUGAAGGUCAAGUGAAAACAACACUAUGCUAGGAUUUUGCUGGCUCUUGUAGUUGCACUACAUUUUAGCUUUUUUUUUUCUGUUGUACUUCCCAAAAAUAUGCUUUACUGAAGUUCAUGUGGCAGUGUUUAGGUUUAUAGCAAAAUGGUGCUUUAACUUUAUUAUUUCACAUGCUUUUUAAAUGCGUAGUUCAUUGCUACAACUUCUUGAAACAAAGUAAAACGAGAAAUUGCAUGUGUACAUCUGUACCUGAGCUUUCUGCUAAUUUGUACAUUUUGUGUUGUCUUUUGUGAAGCUGCAGGUUACAGUCAGUAACCCUGGAGCACACAUGCAAAGAAAGGAGAGUAGCUGGUGCUUAAGUAAUUGUUAUUGUGUGUAUCAUUGAUGUGCAAUGCAUAUUACACAAAUCAUUUCAAAACUCUUAGUUUGACAAUAAGACUGCUUACUGUUUAGGAAGAAACCACCGUCUCCAUUUUUAUCUUACCAAGUUAAAAUACAUCAUGAACUCUCAAAAUCAUCUGAUUUCUUUAACUAGCACUUGGAAAACAAAGAUUUCAGAAAAAAGGGGAGGGUGGCACAUAGGUAAAUAAA
Protopterus annectens (West African lungfish) is the source of this 2374-nucleotide messenger RNA. RefSeq names its product suppressor of cytokine signaling 5 (gene SOCS5). NCBI's taxonomy places the organism in Eukaryota, Metazoa, Chordata, Ceratodontiformes, Protopteridae. The transcript is spliced from 3 exons. Gene Ontology annotation, biological process: phosphatidylinositol phosphate biosynthetic process; intracellular signal transduction. The coding region runs from base 188 to 1798 and encodes 536 amino acids. Gene Ontology annotation, molecular function: 1-phosphatidylinositol-3-kinase regulator activity. Gene Ontology annotation, cellular component: phosphatidylinositol 3-kinase complex. The record is from RefSeq and is a predicted model, not a curated record.